GAUCGCGAAUCGAUGUUGGCUUUCCGAAUCGGUUGAGGCAACCAAUCAGGAACAAACAGCAACUAGCAUAUGAUGUCAUGGCAAACACUUGGUGUGAGCCGAAAUGCCCUGGCUGAAAUGUCUUGUCGGGGAAAGCCGACAGAAUGUUAUAAGACGUCUAAAGGAUUCAAGUUGCAUUCCCGAGCAUCGUAGCCCAAGCUAUCCGGUAGAGUUCAUUUACUGGGGUGCCAACCUUUAAUUCCGUCUCCAUUGUUACCCCAUCACCACUGAGGCUUUGGUAUCGAUCUGUUUUCGACAUGGAUAAUGCUGCGGACAUGGUUUCAGAGGGGAAACUCAAGCAAGGCUUCUUCCUCGCAACCCUCGUCUCAACCGUAGCUGGCACAUUCAUCACGAGCAUAAACUUGUACGACCGUCUCAUUGAGCAACGACGGCAAAAGAAGCUGGACCGGGGCCAGAAUAAGAAAAUCAAAGAGCUCGAGCAGCGCCUAAACGAAGCCGAGGAGGAGAAGGAACGCAUCAAGGAAGAGAGCACCAAGGGUAGCAGGGCUAGCGAUGGAGACAACGAGUUCCGGAAUUCGCUACAGCAGAGCGGCAACAUGGUUCAACAACAAUACGACCGCUAUUUUGCAAACCUAGGACCGAAAUUUGCCGAGGGUGACCUGGUUGCCCAAAACCAGAUCCAGAGUCAAAUCAUCCUCCUCCAAGGCAGCGUCAUCAAGCUCCUCGAAGAAGCCAUCCUCACCGGGACAUUACCAGACCUCAACAAGCUUUACAACACAUCCGAAUUUGCUCGCGAGGGCAGCAUCCGCGCACUACGCGACCAGUACCAGCGGCUACUCGAAUCAGCCCCUCCUCAACGGCGACCUCCAGGCCCCAUGAGGCGGAUCUCAUCCACCCCAUCACUCCAAGCCCGCUCGACGGAUUCCGCCUGGAGCCAUCGUCGGCCACCGCAGAAGGCACUCACCCACCCCAGCAACGGCGGGCCACUGUUCUGUCGCGCCGCCAAACAGCUGCAGCAAACCUCCAGCCCUUUAGAAGCCGUUAUUGCCAUGGACCGCUCAUCAGCGGUAUGCGGCGCGUGCGACGCCGGGGCCGGUGUGGGAGACGACGCGGACGGGUGCCGGUCCUGGAGGAUAGAGAAAGAGCUGGCCGUUCGGGGCCGCGGGUCGGCGCGGGAAGAUCGGCGGUACUCCAGGGGGUCGGAUAUCGGGUCCGAGGCGAUCGUGGUCCGGACGUACCUGUUGACUAGGCGGUUCAUAUUCAAGUGCCACCGCGAACGGUCCGGGUAUGCUUGUUAUUUGUGUUUCCGGCACCGCGAUCAGGACACCCUGUGCAGGUCGGAGGAGGGCUUGGUGAGCCAUGUGACGAGCAAGCAUAGUGUUAGUGAGUAUGAGAGGGAGAGGGAUAUUAGGGAGCUGGACCGGAGUCUGCCAUAUCGGUAGGGGCCCAAGGGGUGGAGUUAAAAGUAGCUCCAAGGAAUAUCAGUGUCGCCAUAGUAGGCUGAAUGGGUUUACCUAUCUACUUCUCAAGACGAGGUACGAAAAGCCGUCGGAUACAGUGUGAUUCUGUCACUGCAUGGAAGACACCAGC
Molecule: messenger RNA, 1590 nt
Organism: Chaetomium fimeti
Lineage: Eukaryota; Fungi; Ascomycota; Sordariomycetes; Sordariales; Chaetomiaceae
Exons: 3
Coding region: 297-1442 (381 amino acids)
Source: RefSeq, a predicted model, not a curated record